Adineta ricciae is the source of this 1101-nucleotide messenger RNA. The record is from the annotation of a GenBank genome assembly. Lineage: Eukaryota; Metazoa; Rotifera; Eurotatoria; Adinetida; Adinetidae.
AUGAAUUACUGUCGUCUGGAAUAUUUAUUGGCUAACAGAAAAGACGAAAACUGUGGUACGACCCAGUACAGUAUCAAAGCCAGAGGGAAGGUCACCACAGUCCACCAUCUGUGCUCUGAUAUUUGGCAAAGAAUCUCCGAGUAUUUUGAAGUUAAAGAGUUGUUCAACAUAUUUGCACAUAUCACUUCUGAAGCUGAUCAAAUUUUAUUUGGUACAAGUAAUCAUUAUCAACUACGUGGACUGAUAAUGGAUAAUAAUGUAACGGACCUACCACCAACAUUGAAUUUGAUUUGUAUAGUUUCUCUCACCCUCUACGAUACAUGCUGUUUCGAAAUUAUUCAGCAGUGUAUGGAAAUCCGAUCAUUAAAAUUAAUUGGCGAAGCUAAAUGGAUCACAUCCAUAAUCAGACAAAUCUCUCAGACAUUCUACAAAUUGGAGCAGCUUGCUAUUAUGAUCUCUGGAAUUGGAUCUCUCUUAGAAGUGCUGAUAUUUGUUGUAUCGAUUACUUCAUUACGUCGAUUAGAGAUUUGUGCUGAUCAUUUUAUGGAACAUCAGAACGAUUUUAGCCCGGUAAUGGCAUCGAGCAAUUUGGAACAGUUUAUUAUUAACUCAUGCAAUAUGAUUGAUUGGAAUGACUUCUCAUAUGUACUUCCUUGUUUUGUUGAUCUUCAUUUACUAAGCGUCAGUCUGCUUGAUGAUCAACAAAAAUCAAUUCCUUCAUUUAACUUUCAAAAUUUACGUAGUCUUAAUAUUGGAUUGCGUGAAAUAUCAUUUAAUUGGAUUGUUCAACUCGUGGCAACAAUGCCUAAUCUUGCAAAACUCAAAUUGAAUGGACUUGUAAAUGAAGAUGGCUUCGUUAUUAAUCAGAGAUGGGCCUAUCUAUUGAAGUCUACAUCGAGUAUUACCCACAUAUUUGUCAAUGUCUUUUUGCAGCAAGACACAUGCUCCUACUUUUCUGAAGCGAUCAAAGAAAAAUUAAGUGCUUUUUGUUUAAAUCUGACGAGUAGCGAUGACGAUAUGGAUUGCAGUAUAGCUGACGAAAACGUAAAUCGAUGGUGGAAUUUGAAAGGAACAAUUAUUAAGCAAGGACUUACUGUUUGA